CUGCCCAGCCCUCUUCUCACAUGAUAAAAAGCAUCACUCAAGUCCUGAACAGAUUCCACUCCGAAGUAUACUCCACCAGCAAACAUGGCGUAUGUACCAGCUCCAGGCUACCAAUCUGCCUUCAAUCCUCCAAUACCUUAUACUACAAUGAUUGCUGGAGGGCUACGACCAUGUAUGGGUGUCUUUAUCCAGGCCACGCUUCCCCAUGAUUAUAAAAGGUUUUCUGUUAACUUUACCACGUUGGAAGGUGACGACUCAGACAUUGCCUUCCACGUAAGCGCUCGGUAUGACGGUCGUGACCGCUGUGUCUUUAACUCACGUCAGAGCGGGCAAUGGCAGGAGGAGGAAAUUAAAAAAGACAUGCCAUUUAAGGCAGGAAAGGUCUUCACUAUGAUGUUUGAGAUAACGCGGAACAAUUACCUGCUGGCAGCCAAUGGGGAACGUUUCUAUGAGUAUGGACACCGUAUUCCUUUGGAACAAGUGAGGUGGCUGAGUGUAUCUGGAGAUAUUAUCGUCCAACACCUGGCCAUCAUUGGCGCUGGUACUGGAACGAAGGGAGUAAGUAACAUUGAUGGGCAUUGUACACUCCCAUUCAAAGGGUUCAUCAAUGGAGGAAUGAUACCAAAGCGCUCUGUGGUUGUGAAAGGGAUCGCAACUGGAAAAAACUUUGUUAUAAACCUCAAAGCUGCAUUCAGCAAUGAAAUUGCAUUUCAUCUAAACCCACGUUUUAACAAAGGUACUCUGGUCAGGAACAGCUUUAUCAAUGGCACCUGGGGACAAGAAGAUAAACAGAUUGCCAAAAACCCACUUAAGCAGGGUGACAACUUUGAGAUUUCUAUUCGCGCUACGGAGAAGAAAUUCGAGGUCUUUAUAAAUGGAAGUCACUCUUUUGACUUUGAUUACCGUAUGUUUAACUUAGCACAAGUGGACACCCUGGAAGUGGAUGGAGAAGUAAAAGUUUUUUAUGCCUUCUUCUAAUGAAGUCUUCAGCCAGCCACCUCAUAAAA
Molecule: messenger RNA, 1007 nt
Organism: Nanorana parkeri
Lineage: Eukaryota; Metazoa; Chordata; Amphibia; Anura; Dicroglossidae
Product: galectin-4-like
Exons: 7
Coding region: 85-978 (297 amino acids)
Molecular function (GO): carbohydrate binding
Source: RefSeq, a predicted model, not a curated record